AAGUCUCCUUUCAAGUUCUUGGUCAAAAGGUGAGGGGAGGAGAUUUUAGGUGGCAUCCAAACCAAAAGCUUCAGCUGCCCCUUCUUUAUAGCAUAUGGCCCUUUUGCUACAGGUAUAAAAACAAGGGUGCAAACAGAAGUCAGUUUUGCCAUUAAUGUCUGAAUUUGUAAUCUUUUGCAAGCAGGAGAGAUGUGCAUAGUGUGAGCAGCCAUGCAACAAGAGAGAGAGAAAUUGAGAUAGAGAGAGAGUAGCAGCAGCUAGAAAGAAAGAUAGAUAGAUCGAUAGAUAGAUACAGAUAGAUAGAGGUGUGGUGCAGCAGGAGGAUGGUCAGGGCCUUCACAAAAGGGCUUCAUGGUGGGCUCCGGAGAUCAGGAAGAAGAUCGGCAGCAGCACCACCACCACCAUCAUCACCACCUCCUCCCUUCUGAGCUCCCCCUCGGCUUCCGGGCCGCCUCACCGGCGGCCAUGAUCGCCUCUUCCUCCAUGAGCAAGGAAUCGAGCAGCUACGACAUGGCGGAUUUCGAUCAAGCUUCUCUUUUUCUCUACCUAGACAGUCAUGAUCAGCAAUCCAUCCAAGAACAGCGACAAACUCUGAACAUCUUCCCUUCCCAGCCCAUGCAUGUGGCCGACCCAGUUCAUGAAGCAAAGAGUGCUGGGGUAGCCAUGGCCAUGCUUCCUAAUGGCAACCAGCUGCAGGUUCUGCCUUCUCCCAACAAGAGUCCUGAUCAGCAGGGUGGUCAAAAGAUUACCAGUAGUGCUCCUACUAAUCCUUCUAGCCCUAAUUUGCCCUUGCCUAACUCUGCCAAGGAUAACAAGACUAGCCUCAUUAAGCCAAAAAAAUGUGGCUUGCAGAAGGAAGGAACCAGCAGUGGGAAGGGUGCAACAUCUAGUGAUCCAGAGAUAGAAGGAAGGAGGAUACUAGACCCUAAGACACUGAGGAGGCUUGCACAGAAUAGAGAGGCAGCCAGGAAAAGUAGGCUUAGGAAGAAGGCUUACAUUCAACAGUUGGAGUCAAGUAGGAUUAGGCUAAGCCAACUUGAGCAACAAGUUCAUGCGGCAAGAGUACAGGGUGCUCUGUUGGGUACUGGAGAUCAGCACCAGGUCCUUCCUUCUGGCCCUUCAGCUGCUUCAUUGUUUGACAUGGAGUAUGGGAGAUGGGUAGAAGAGCACAGCAAGCUGAUAUUCCAGCUUAGGGCGGCGCUGAACGAGCAGAUGGCGGAGAGCCAGCUGCAGGUGUUCGUCAGUGGCGCCAUGGCGCAGCACGACGAGCUGCUGAGCCUCAAGGGCGCCAUUGCUAGGGCUGACAUCUUCCAUCUCUUGUGUGGAGUCUGGGCCAGCCCCGCUGAACGCUGCUUCCUUUGGUUGGGUGGAUUUAGACCCUCUGAGGCUAUCAAGGUAAUGCUUAAGCAGGUGGAGCCGGUGUCGGAGGGUCAGCUGAUGAGCAUCUACGAGCUUCAGCAAUCGGUGAAGGGGACGGAGGACGCCCUCAGCCACGCCAUGGACAGCCUCCACCACUCGCUCUCCGACACCGUCGCCGCCCCCGACGUCGCCGGCGCCGGCGGCUUCAUGGGCCACAUGUCCCUCGCCAUCAACAAGAUCUCCGCCAUGGAGGACAUCGUCAGGCAGGCAGAUGGGCUGAGGCAGCAGACCCUGCACAAGCUGCAGCACAUGCUGACCGUCCGGCAAGCCGCUCGGUGCUUCGUCGCAAUCUCCGACUACUUCCACCGCCUCCGUGCACUCAGCACUCUGUGGGUCGCAAGGCCGAGGCAGGAGGAAGGAGGGCCGGCAAUGUAGAACCAAGCUAGUGUGUCUGGGGAGAAGAAGAAGAAAAGGAGGAGGAGGAGGAACAGCAAACAGUGCUAGCUUGCAAAAAAAAUUUGACCUCUGAUUAAUUAAUUAAGAAUUAGGUAGCUAAUUAAUUAGAUGCAGUGCAAUAUUGAGAUGGGAGCACACUGGAAGAGAGAGGUGUAAUGUGAGAGUAAGGCUUAUCUCUCUUUAGAUGUGUAACUUGCAACUUUGUAAGGUGUACAUAGCUUCUUAAUUAGGGUUUA
This is a messenger RNA of Oryza brachyantha (malo sina), 2051 nucleotides long. RefSeq names its product transcription factor TGAL7. Gene Ontology annotation, molecular function: DNA-binding transcription factor activity; sequence-specific DNA binding. The record is from RefSeq and is a predicted model, not a curated record. The coding region runs from base 352 to 1794 and encodes 480 amino acids. NCBI's taxonomy places the organism in Eukaryota, Viridiplantae, Streptophyta, Magnoliopsida, Poales, Poaceae. The transcript is spliced from 11 exons. Gene Ontology annotation, biological process: DNA-templated transcription; regulation of DNA-templated transcription.